Molecule: messenger RNA, 4024 nt
Organism: Sphaerodactylus townsendi
Lineage: Eukaryota; Metazoa; Chordata; Lepidosauria; Squamata; Sphaerodactylidae
Gene: CHMP2B
Product: charged multivesicular body protein 2B
Exons: 6
Coding region: 16-1050 (344 amino acids)
Biological process (GO): endosome transport via multivesicular body sorting pathway; protein transport; late endosome to vacuole transport
Cellular component (GO): multivesicular body; ESCRT III complex
Source: RefSeq, a predicted model, not a curated record
AGUCUGAGCGGAUGGAUGCCUGACAGAUGCGUUCAUGGACCAAGAAGCCCAGUCCCAACUGCCCUGCCCAGGGAAGCCGCCGCCGCCGCCGCCGCGCGCCCCUCGCCCAAUAAACACUGUCCUCACGUGACCCGUCCCAUCCACGUGUGCAGCCGAACUCUGUUAGCGAAUGAGGAGGCCAGCAGGGCCGAGGUGACGGCGGCUGGACAGAUCCCGUCGCCAGGGCCGGCCUCCUGCGCGGGGCUGCUGUUGUUGCUGCUGCUGCUCCUCCCCAGCGCUCCGUUUUCCCGGCGGCGGCCUCCGCCUCUCCCGAGCGCGGGAGGCGGGACUGCGAGGGCGAAGCUGCUUCCUGGUCAGCUGAGAAGGAGGAAGGAGCCCGACUCGCCGCCAAGAAGCGUCGCGAAGAUGGCCUCGCUCUUUAAGAAGAAGACGGUGGACGAUAUAAUUAAAGAACAGAAUCGAGAAUUGCGAGGUACACAGAGGGCCAUAGUCAGAGAUCGAGCAGCUUUGGAAAAACAGGAAAAGCAACUGGAAUUGGAAAUAAAGAAAAUGGCUAAAACAGGAAACAAAGAAGCCUGUAAGGUUCUAGCCAAACAACUUGUGCAGCUAAGGAAACAGAAAACUCGAACGUAUGCCGUUAGUUCAAAAGUUACAUCCAUGUCUACUCAAACAAAACUGAUGAACUCUCAGAUGAAGAUGGCAGGAGCAAUGUCAACAACAGCAAAGACAAUGCAAGCUGUUAAUAAAAAGAUGGAUCCACAGAAGACAUUGCAAACAAUGCAGAAUUUCCAGAAAGAAAACAUGAAAAUGGAAAUGACUGAAGAAAUGAUUAAUGAUACUUUGGAUGACAUUUUCAAUGAUUCUGAGGAAGAAGAAGAAAGUCAGGAUAUUGUGAAUCAAGUCCUUGAUGAAAUUGGAAUUGAAAUAUCUGGAAAGAUGGCCAAGGCUCCUUCCGCUGCCAGAGGCAUGCCAUCUGCAUCAACAUCCCAAAGUGCAACAAUUUCAGAUGAAGAGAUCGAGCGGCAGCUCAAAGCCCUGGGAGUAGAUUAAUUUGCUGCCUGCCUUCUGCAGUUACUCCAGUGCAGGCAUGCAUAUGAACUUUCAUCGCAGGUUUCAAUAAAAGCCAAAUUCCUCUUAUCUAUCUUGCCACAGCUAUCUCUGGUGAUAACGAAUUCUAGAGGCAGUUGGAGAAAUCAGAUGGAAUCUAUUGCAAGAGAACAAUACAAAAUGAUUAUGUACAAAGCAUCAUGCAUAAUGCAGACGCUGUUUCUGUACAGCCCAAUUUGGUAGGCAUGUAAGAGCUUCCGUUAUGUGGGAAUCUUAAUUUGAAUUGGUUAUAGUUAUCUGUUUCUCCCAAAAUGCCUUGCUUGACCAGCAUUCAUUUUCUUUCACAUUUGUAAAUUUUCUGAAGUUAUUGCUGGCAGCCCUGUCUGGAGGCAGAAAAGGUAAACUAAGUAUCCUGCAAGCAAAGAGUGAGGUUUCUUGAUGUAAUAUAUUACAUUUUAAAUGAGACUGUUGUUUCUUUCAAAUGGGAGGUGGCAUUUAUUUUCUUCAGGUGAAGGAUGUGUUUUAACUGUUCAGAGGGCCUUUUUAUAAGCGCCUUUCUAGCACAUUGUUGUUCAUUCAGCCUUGUUUUGGAAUGAUACAUGCAUUUCCGAUUAUCCCAAGAUCUGAGUGCAGUUCUGCUAUAGUGAGUGGAACCUUCCUGAAAGCAAGCUUGUGUGCCAUCGGUAUUUUGGUGUAGCAGAUUGUCUGUAAGGAAAGUACUAAACAAACUCCAUUGUACUGUAACUUAGCUAACUUGAAGAGAAUUGUGUGCCUUUGUGUACAUAGCCCAUACUUUCUUAUUAAGCUUUUGAAUUGUGGAAAAUUAAUGUUAAAGCCAUUCUCUCAACUUAUACAGCACUGAAAGAGUUACACAGACUCAACAGCAACUGCUGCAAAGUAUGUUAAUUUAAUGUCUGGAGAAAACACUUUUUCUUGUGUACAUAUUGUGAUGCAUCAUUUUUUCCAGCAAAAAGUGCUAUCUUUGGGGGAGAAAUUGUCUGAUGUAGUAAGUUUAUGUUGAACUGAUUUCUUGCACAUUAACAGAAAUAAUUAUGUCUGUCUAUUUAAAGUUAAUGGAUUUACUUGGGAGUUUAAAAUCACAACUUAAAUAAAAGACUGGAUAUCUUGACAUAUUAUAGGAAAUGGGGUAUACUGGGACUCUAUAUCAGUAUUUACAGUGGGAAGUGAAAAGGAGUUAUGCUUCUUUUCGCUGCCUUGUGGAAAUAAUCUAGACUUUGGAAAUGCAUCUGCUGAUUGUCCUUGAAGAAAAGGACAGGAAAGCAACUACUGUGGUUCUGGCCAUAUACUGCAUUAAAGUAGGGCAUCAGCAACAGUUUUGAGAGCCUGGAGCUCCAAUUCUUGGCUGGAUAAACAUAAGGUCAGAGCAAUCUGCGUUACACAUUUAAUUGGGGUUUAUCAUUUUACAGGACAGGUGGCAGUAAGGCUACCUGGGUGACCCUUUCUUUUUAUGGACUUUAUAAAUAUCAAAUAAAUAAAAGCUUUUAGUUCCUCCAAUGUUAUUGCCACUUGCAAGAUAUUAUUUUAUAGUUUGCCUAGAGUGCGUAUCCAACAUGGUGCCUGUGAGCUCUGACUCCUUUUCUGGGACCCAUCAGGUGUUUUUAACUAGAGGGUGGGGCACUUUCCCAGCAGGGCUUCUGAUUGACUGGGCAGAUUAAAAUAACAUGGUUAUGGUAGCAGCUGCCAACACAGUGUUGGCCUAAUUUUUUUUCAGAGUAUUUAUUAAAUUAUUUAUCUUCUCUCAACACUUGGGCUUCCUUUUUGAGUGUGGUUCUCACCUCUUAUGGCAACCAGUUUGCAGUUUGCUUUUCCUCUCGUGACAGAAAUUCUGUGGUUGCACCAACCACCCUGUGUCUGAAUUUCAAAGGCGCCACAGAGUCAAAAUGGUUGCCUUAUACUUAUAUAAGUUAAACUAGCUGCAGCAUCUGUUCACAUUUUAUUCAAGACUAGUGAUUCAACCAAAACAUGAAAGCAAGUUUGCCCCUGAUGGAUACUAAGUUGCACUGACAUAUCAGGAACCAUAGCUAAUGGAGCUGUUCAUUCAUUAAACAAUAUUGAAUUGGUAUUAAUGUUUCCUGAGCUCUUGUCUAUGAUACAGGGAAGGAAAUGAAGGUAUCCGUGUAAGCAAAGUAGUGUGGCAAGCAUGAAGAAGGCAAGCUGCUGCUCUUGAAAGGGGAGGAAAUCAGUCAGCUAGACAACCAUCUUUUCUGUUAAGGAUAUAUUUAAAACCCAGUCAUAUACAAAGAGUUAAAUAUACAUUUACUCUCAAGUAAAUAAGCACAGCAUUGCAGCCUUAUUAGAAUCUACCUCUCUCAUCUGUUGAAUCUUAGGCCCCUUCCGCACACGCAAAAUAAUGCGUUUUCAAACCACUUUCACAACUGUUUGCAAGUGGAUUUUGCUAUUCCGCACAGCUUCAAAGAGCACUGAAAGCAGUUUGAAAGUGCAUUAUUCUGCAUGUGCGGAAUGAGCCUUAAGAAAAAAAUUUUUUUACUUGUGAAUGGUGUUCCCAGCUCAUUUUAUUGUUGUUCCAGACCUGCUGUUCUUUUUAGUAACUGGUACAAGUCAGACAUUUUUCAGGUGGAAGAGCUUGCUGUGGCGUCAUGCCAUUCCACAGAAAAACAUGGUUUCCUGAACAGACACCAAAGUGGACACAGGAGACCUGCUGUGAAAAGUAAUGGCAGAAUCAUGGCUUUUGUAUGUGGUUGCUUGAUUUUGUGCUCCUUGGACUACAUAUGGUACCACAAAACACAGCCCAGACCAUAUAAAGAAUUCAUUGAAUAGUAGCUGCAUUUUGAAACUAAAUAAAAAUAGCACAAUAAAAUAAGAACAAAUAUAUGUGUAAUACAACUCUUUCUCUCUAUCCCCUAUUCUCUUGGGCGGCCCCCACCCAAAAAUGUAUUUUUAGGUUUGAACAUUGUUGAAUAACUUAAACCAAUAAAUAAAGUCAGUCUACCAUGUU